GUUGACGCCUUUACUGGUUUAAAGGCGUCAAAAUGGCAACCAAAAAAAGGCACUACAGCGAAGAGGAAAUUUUAAGGAGUAAAACUUCAGCCUUAAAGGCUGACGGUGAGUGGAAGUAUCGUAAAAGAAAUUAUAGACAAGCUCUCAACAGCUUUACUGCGGCCAUUGAGCUAAGUCCUAAGGAGAAGAAAUGCUUUGUGUCUCGAUCCAAGUGUUACAUUCAGUUGGGCCAGUUUAAAAAUGCUCUCAUAGAUGCUGAAGCGUCACUCGUCGAGGACCCAUUUUUUCCUGAGGGAGUGUACCAAAAAGCAGAAGCUUUAUAUUACAUAGGUGAAUUUGAAUUUGCCCUGGUUUUUUACCGCAGAGGACUAAAGCUUCGUCAUCAAAUGGUAGAGUGGAGGCUUGGGAUCCAUAAAGCAGAGGAGGCAUUAAUCGGCUCCGUUGGCAGUCGAUCCUUUAUCAAACCGGAAGUUAUGGGAGACCUGUCGUAUCUUGAAGAAGAGAUUGCCAGGAAGCAGCCCAUUGCUGUUGUUCAAAAUCUGACAAAAAAAGAUAGGAGUCCAGUGCCCAUGAAGAAUGAGAGGACCACCAGACUACUACUGGGAGGGUUUUACCAACACAAGGGAUUUCUAGAGAAGCUUCUGAAAGAUGAAGAUUUGAUUAAGGGAGUGACGAAGAAUGGAGAACGAGUGGAAGACCUCAUUAAGAACUGCAUCACGUCUCUAAAUCACUGCGCUGACUUCUGGAGCCAAGAGAAACCGAUUUCCCUCAAAGAAUUGAGUCGUCAGCCCAAACCGCCCAAACCAAGCUUAACCACUCGGAAGGCUCAGUAUCUCACAAGGAUCUUUGAUGAGAUAUCUCGUUGUCUGGCUGCAGGGAAUGCAAAAUUCAGUCUAAGGAAGACAGAGGACGUAAUCAAGACGGUUCAAGGAUUGUCAGAUAAAGAAUGCCUUAUUAAAGAUGAGAUGAUGUGCUUUCUGCAUAGUUGUUUGGGACAUGCUUUUUGUGACAUGGGAGACCUUGAUAAAGCAAUGGAGCAUCAUGAGGAUGACCUGAACUUGGCUAGACAGUGCAAUAUUCCAGAAGCAAUAUCCAGGGCUCUGGCCAACAUAGGUAGCAUCUAUGCAGAAACUAAACAGUUUGAAAAAGCCAUAGAGUUCUGGAAAGAGAGGAUUCCUUAUGUUCAUGAAGGUUUGGAGAAUACCUGGAUGCUGCAUGAAAUGGGCUGUUGUUAUCUAGAGCUCAAUUAUCCAGAAAAUGCCAGAGACUGUGGUCUACGUUCUAUUGCUGUGGCUGAGGAAAUGUUUGACGACAUGUGGCAGUUGAGAGCCAGCGUUUUGGUUGGACAGUGUGAAUUGAAACUGGGAAACUUUGAGUCAUCUGUAUCUUUCUUUGAGAAAGCUUUGAGCCUUGCUGAACUUGAGAAUGAUGACAUGGCACUGAGUGCUAUCCAAAAGGCACUUUAUAGAGCAAAGGAACAGCUGCAAAAACAGCAACAAUCCUCACAAAAUGAGAAAAAGGAAGAGGAGAAGGAGGAGGAGAAGGAGGAGGAGAAGGAGGAAGAUUCCAGUGAGCAACCAGAGAGAAUAGAAAAAUGAGGAAAGUGUGGUGAUUAUCGAACUGUUCUGGUCAUGUUGGGAACAAAGGGUUCACAAUCCCAUCAUCAAUAAUAAAGCUUCAUAAAGCACUGUAUACAGUGAGGAUAUCAGACUGAACACUGAGCAUCAUUCCUGAUUAAGAAGUGCUUAAAGGUUAAAUUGACCCCCUCCUCAUUUAGAUUUAUAGGGAUGUGCUCCUUACAUUGAUUUCUUUUUGUGUAAUAUCUCUGUAAAGUAUUGGAGAUUGUUGUCUAAAUAGAAAUGUCUGGGAGACAGAUACUGUUCUUUUCAUCAUUUGUAUUUUAAGUGACUUGGUUUGUUCUAGGUUUCCUUUUUGUUCCAUGAACAUUAGCAAAAGAAAAAAAAAAAGGUUUCAAGUAUAUUUUUCCCUUUAUUUCCAUUUUUGGUCUUAAGUAGAUAGAGCCAGGCAAAAUGAUCCACUGCUUGUGCCAGUUUUCCCCUCUGCUUUGAGAUAUGAAUGGUGUAAUUUACAUAAAUUAGAAUAGAAAUGCUUCUUAUUGUCUCUCACUAGGGGAAUUCAGUUGUACUGGCAUCAAAGUGACAGGGAAAUGGAAGCAUUGAGAUACAUAUAUCAAAUUAAUAAUGGUAGCUUGAUUCUAUGAUAUGUACAAACUGAGUGAACUCAUUAAAGAACUUUACAAACUGUAAUCUGUACAUUUGUGCAACAAUGACAGACUACUAACAAGAAUAUGGAAAAGUGUGCAAAUAAUUGUAGGAAUAUUUGUAGAAUCUUACAACUGCUGGGAGGAAGGAUCUGUGAUAAAACUUAUUUAUUUUUGUAAAAUAAAUAAGAGUUUAUUU
Molecule: messenger RNA, 2420 nt
Organism: Xiphophorus hellerii (green swordtail)
Lineage: Eukaryota; Metazoa; Chordata; Actinopteri; Cyprinodontiformes; Poeciliidae
Gene: odad4
Product: outer dynein arm docking complex subunit 4
Exons: 11
Coding region: 33-1598 (521 amino acids)
Cellular component (GO): cytoplasm
Molecular function (GO): protein binding
Source: RefSeq, a predicted model, not a curated record